AUGACGACGGUGCCCCGCUCGACCUGGGACGCCGGCGCAUGUGCCGCGGACCUGCGCGACACGCACCCUGGGCCGGCAGCGCGGGGCGCCGACGCGGCGUGCGGGCUGCCCAUACUCCGGAGGCUGUUCGGCGGCAUCUGCACGGCGCCGCAGCACGCUGUGGACGGAGAGUUCGAGUUGUUCGUCCCAAACGGGAGCGAGCAAGGCCUGUACUCGCUGCCGCAGCCCUGCAGCCUCGGCGACCCGCACGGCCCGUACG
Molecule: messenger RNA, 259 nt
Organism: Prorocentrum cordatum
Lineage: Eukaryota; Dinophyceae; Prorocentrales; Prorocentraceae
Source: the annotation of a GenBank genome assembly